Salarias fasciatus (jewelled blenny) is the source of this 6016-nucleotide messenger RNA. RefSeq names its product adhesion G protein-coupled receptor L1-like. The coding region runs from base 296 to 5965 and encodes 1889 amino acids. The transcript has 26 exons. Gene Ontology annotation, biological process: G protein-coupled receptor signaling pathway; cell surface receptor signaling pathway. Gene Ontology annotation, molecular function: carbohydrate binding; G protein-coupled receptor activity. Gene Ontology annotation, cellular component: membrane. The record is from RefSeq and is a predicted model, not a curated record. NCBI's taxonomy places the organism in Eukaryota, Metazoa, Chordata, Actinopteri, Blenniiformes, Blenniidae.
CGAUCGCACGGCCGGGAGGACGCCCUGUUGUUGUCGGACAUAUCGCGCUAAUGACUGCCGUGUAGCCAGCAGGUAUCGCCCACCCUGCCCUCAUUGGACACAGAUCUAUAUUAUUUUUUCAUGAAUCGGGAGCAGCGGAGCGGGAGACAGGGAGGAGAGAAGAGCGGGUGAGGGCGCGGAGCGACGGGAUGCGGGAGACGCAGUGAGCGAGGAGGCGGAGGACGAGGGAAACCGGAGGAUUGACGGCUCUCCUUACGCGGCUGCUGGUGCGACGUCCCAAAGCUUCCUUCCCGACAUGGCUGUGUCACUGUGGCUCGUGGGAGUGUGUGCGCUCACUCUGUCUCACGUCGCCCCCUCCAGCCAAGCGAUGUCCCGGGCCGUCAUGCCAUUCGGGCUGCUGCGCCGGGAGCUGGCGUGCGAAGGCUACCCCAUAGAGCUGCGCUGCCCGGGAAGCGAUGUGGUCAUGGUGGAGACCGCCAAUUACGGACGCACCGACGACAAGAUCUGCGAUGCGGACCCUUUCCAGAUGGAGAACACGCAGUGUUACCUCCCCGACGCACUAAAGAUCAUGUCCCAGAGGUGUAACAACAGGACUCAGUGUGUGGUGGUCGCAGGGGUCGACGUCUUCCCGGACCCCUGUCCCGGAACGUACAAGUACCUGGAGAUCCAGUACGAAUGCGUCCCUUACAAAGUGGACCAAAAAGUUUUCGUGUGUCCCGGCUCUCUGCUAAGCAUCCAGCCGGCCUCCUCGCUCCUGGAGGCGGAGCAUCAGUCGGGGGCCUGGUGUAAGGACCCCCUGCAGGCCGGCGACAGGCUGUACGUCAUGCCGUGGACGCCGUACAGAACAGAGGUUCUGUAUGAAUAUGCCUCUUGGGAUGACUACAGGCAAAACAGGGUCACCACUACCUAUAAGCUGCCCAGCCGCGUCGAUGGCACGGGCUUCGUGGUGUACGACGGCGCCGUGUUUUAUAACAAGGAGCGAACGCGCAACUUGGUGAAGUAUGACCUGCGGACACGCAUCAAGAGCGGCGAGGCGGUGGUGGUCAAUGCCAACUACCACGACACCUCGCCGUACCGCUGGGGAGGGAAGUCAGACAUCGAUCUGGCGGUGGACGAGAACGGCCUCUGGGUGAUUUACUCUACUGAAGCCAAUAAUGGAAGGAUCGUGGUCAGCCAGGUGAACCCGUACACUCUGCGCUUCGAGGGCACAUGGGCCACCGGCUUCGAUAAACGGGGGGCGAGCAACGCCUUCAUGGCCUGCGGCGUGCUCUACGCCGUGCGCUCAGUCUUCCAGGACGACGAGGGGCAGGCGGACGGGCGCGCCGGCAGCAACAUGGUGGUUUACGCCUACGACACGAGCCGCGGGCAGGAGCUGCCCGUCCAGAUCCCCUUCCCCAACCCGUACCAGUACAUCUCCUCCAUCGACUACAACCCCAGAGACAACCAGCUGUACGUGUGGAACAACUACUACGUGCUGCGGUACCCUCUGCAGUUCACGCCGCCGCCUCCUACUAAAGGUCCCCUCUCCUCUCUGAUGACCACCGUCCGCUCGUACACGGCGACAGUCGCGCUGACCCCCGUCAGGCCGUCGGCCUCGCACCCGAUCGGCGUCAUCAACAGGGGGCCUUUUGACCAGCGGCCCAUCACGGCCAUGGUGCCCCUGACCCCGCGCCCUCCCCUGCGUGUGCCCCUGGCCCCUGGGGGGCCGGGCCAGGUGGGCGGAUGUGAGGGGCGCGUGGCACGAGGGGUGCAGUGGCCGCCCACCCUGAAGGGGGAGACUGUGGAGAGGCCGUGCCCCAAAGGAUCUCUGGGUAUAGCCUCCUAUCAAUGCAUGUCAUCUCCAGUGGGCUGGAACUCCAGAGGGCCUGACCUUUCCAACUGCACCUCUCCCUGGGUCAGCCAGAUCGCACAGAAGAUUAAGAGUGGGGAGAACGCGGCCAACAUCGCCGGGGAGCUGGUGAACCUCACCCGGGGGCGGAUCUACGCCGGCGACGUCAGCAUGUCCGUCAGGCUGAUCGAACAGCUGCUGGACAUACUGGACUCGCAGCUCCAGGCCUUGAGGCCGGCCAAUAAAGAGUCGGCGGCGCGCAAUUACAACAAGCUGCAGAAGAGGGAACGCACAUGCAAGGCUUAUGUUCAGGCGGUUGUUCAGACAGUUGAUAACCUGCUGGGUCCUGAAGCUCUGGUGUCUUGGGCCGACAUGAGCAGCAUCGAUCAAUCGCGCUCUGCGUCGUUACUCCUAGACGCAGUCGAAAAAGGAGCGUUUUUAUUGGCUAACAAUCUCUACGAAGGACGCUUCAGCGACAGGUCGCCAAAUGUCGAUCUGGAGGUGUAUGUGCUAAACACAGAGGCAGACAUACAGGACUUGACGUUCCCUCACUCGUACGACAGCGACAGCAUCUUGCAGAUAUCAGCGCUGGCUUUGCAGCAGUACAGCAACAAUGGCCAGGUGAAGCUGGUGCUCUCUCUCUAUAAAAACCUGGGCUCCUUCCUGACCACGCAGAACUCCACCCUGCGCCUGGGGCUCGGCCUGGGCCAGGGCUCGGAGGUCAGACGCAGGAGCCUGGUGGUCAACUCCCACGUGAUCUCCGCCUCUGUGCACCGAGGAUCCAACAGGGUGUACCUCACCGAGCCGGUCAUCUUCACUCUCAGGCACCUGCAGCUGGAGAAUCAUUUUGGUCCCAAUUGCUCUUUCUGGAACGCAUCGGGGGUUUCUGGGAGUGGCAGGUGGUCCACGCAGGGUUGCCGCUUAUUGCACACAAACAACACGCACACGACUUGCGCCUGCAACCAUCUGUCUAGCUACGCAGUCCUCAUGACAUACCAGCAACCUGCUUUUGGGGUCGGCGUGGAGGAACUGCUGGUUUACGUUGUUUCCUGGGUGGGCAUCUCCGUGGCGCUGGUGUGUUUGGCCGCCUGCCUUACCACCCUGUGCUGCCAGGGGGCACCGUGGCACACUGACCACAGCACCAUCCACUGCAACUUGUGGGCCAAUCUGCUGGUCACUGAGCUUCUCUUCCUCAUCGGUGCCAACAAGACGGAGAACCCUGUCCUGUGCUCCAUCACUGCCGGCCAUCUGCACUUCUCGCUGCUCUCGGUGUUUUGCUGGCUGUGCCUGGAGGGCGUGGAGCUGUACCUGCUGCAGCGGGAGGUGUUCGAAGGACGCAACUCCAGGAGGAAGUAUUUCUACCUGUGCGGCUACUCCCUUCCCGGCCUGGUGGUGGCCGUGUCUGCAGCCAUUGACUUCAGGGGCUACGGGUCAAAAACAUCAUGUUGGCUUCGCACAGACAAUUACUUCAUCUGGAGUUUCCUUGGACCUGUGGCAGUCAUCAUUACGUUGAACCUGGUUGUUCUGGUGAUGACCUUACAUAAGAUGCACAGCACGGCUGCUCUGAAACCAGACUCCAGUCGCCAUGACAACCUAAGGGCGUGGGCGGUGGGCUCCCUGACGCUGCUCUUCCUGCAGAGCGUCACCUGGUCUUCCGGCCUGAUGUUCCUCUCGUCUCCAUCCCUCCUCCUCGCUUACCUUUUCUCCUCUCUCAACACGGCCCAGGGCCUCCUUAUCACCAUACUGCACUGCACCCUCGCCAGAAAGGGUCAGAAGGAUUACGGCCGCUGCCUGCGCCUCUCGCAGUGCUGCGCCACGUCCACGUCCAGCUCCCCGGACUCGGUGAAGGGCGCCGCGCUGCGCUCCAACAGCCGCUACACCAGCAGCCAGAGCCGCCGAGCCACUGCAAACAGACAAAGCCGCAUCAGGCGGAUGUGGAACGACACCGUUCGCAGGCAGACCGAGUCGUCUUUCAUCGCCGCAGACGUGAACAACACUCCCACUCUCAACCGAGCUGCUUUGGGGAACCAUUUUCUCACCAACCAAGUGUUGCAGACUCAUGCCGGAGCGUCUCCCUACGACACCAUGCUGGCCCAGGGAUAUAACCAACCCUUCACCUCCACAGUAGGAACCUUCAGAAACAAGCAGAAGGGCGGCGUGUCGCAGAGCCAGGAGUCUUGUGGGCUGGACAGUGUGUGUCUCAACGGAGGCUACACCCCCAACACCUUCACCCUGCACGGCCUGGGAACAACACCAGGGUCCCGAGCCGGAGUGGUGGGCAGCACCGACCUUCUGAGGGAAGGAGGCGUCGGAAUGGGAGGGGACGACAUCUCUCCGGCCCUCCUGACGCCGCACGGAGCCUCAGAUCUGAGCGGCGGAGGCGGGAUACGUCGCAAUCUGUCAGACGCCGCUGCUCUGGAGAAGAUGAUCAUCUCCGAGCUGGUGCAGAGCAACUUGAGGCCCUCCGUUCCCAUGCCCGUUCCUCCCGAGCGCUACGGGAGCCUGGCGAGGCCGCACCACCACGACCGGCCGGCGCUGACUCACACUGCCACCUUAACCCGACACGCACAGCCACCUCAAGAGGGCUGGGCCGCCACCAUGCAGCCGAACGCCCGCCACAACGCACAAGACGGCUGGGCGCACACGAGGCAGCUCACGCAAGACACUGAGACACAUCCCGCAACACGUGGACCAGAUCACGCCGCGACACAGCGCUUGCAAGACGGCUGGUCGCACGCACGUGUUCCCGGAGAUCCCGAGUCCCGCGAGCUGCUUAAAGACGGCGAGCGGCUGCAGCUGCAAGGCACUCUGGGUCGCCGCGGCCUCCAGGACAGGCAGCAGGCACGUCCGCCGGCGCCCGACGUUCAGGCACGGCCCUACUCCACCCUGAGCCGCACCCCCGGCACUUUGUCCCGCCACCGCAGCACGGCGGAGUCGAGCGGCGGGACGGCCGGAGACAAAGAGCGAGACAGGGAUCGCUAUCGGGACAGGCCCCUCCCACCUCCGCCCCCGCCGCCGCCGCAGGAGUCCGAGCCGCUGUACAAGGCUCUGGAGGAGCCGCUGCUGAUGAAACAGAGGGAGGCCAGCGUGGAAGCAUGGAGAGGCGCCCAAGACAGAGAGAAAGAUGAGACAUUUCUACUAAAGAGGGACGGGAUAAUGGACGACUGGAGAGGAGGAGCCGAGAGGGGUCGAGACGAAUCCUUUACCUCUCAGAAGAGAGAUAGUGAGAUGGAUGAGUGGAGAGGCGGCAUUGACCGAGGGAGGGAGGAGUCUCAUAUGUUGGAAAAGAGAGAUGGAAGGAUGGAGGUGUGGCGAGGAGGAGAGACGGAGCAGGAGGAGACGUUUAUAACCCAGAAGAAAGAUUUCGGGCUUGAUGGAUGGAGGGGUGGGAUGGAGAGAGAGAAAGAUGAGUCUUUGUUUUUAAAGGACAGAGAUGGCUGGAGAGCAGGGAUUGAACGAGAGAGCGAGAAGCAGAAGGAUCGAGCGCUGGACGUGUGGCGAGGGGGGAUGGACAUCGAUCGGGAGGAGUCCUUCCUGUUUGAGAGCAAAGACGGAGGUCUGGAUGGGAGGAAAAGAGCGAAGGAAAGAGGCUCUCUCCGAUACCACGGCGAACGAGAAGACUCUGACGGCUUCACUCUGCCUCUGACCCCCGACCUCGAUCUUGACCCUGACACAUCACCGAUUUACGCACGAGAUUCAAACCCGUCGCCGCUCUACCCCGGAGACCGGCGCUCACCGCCGAUCAGCAUCUUCCCCCGAAGCUCUCCCCCGACAAAUAUCUUCGCUCCGCGAGAGACUAAUUCCCCGCCCAACAACCUCUACUCCCGCCACUCCCCGCAGGUGUACAGUCGCAGCAGCUCCCCCCCUCGCUUCUACACCCGCACCUCCCCGCCGACCCUCUCGUACCCCGACAGCAGCCCCGACGGCCCGGAGGAAGUGAGCCCCACUGGCCAGCCCCAGCGACCCGCCCUGGAGCUGCCCUACAGCCUGGGGCGACCCCCGCUCGGCCCGCGGCCCAACCACCUGCAGACCUUCUACCAGCCGCCGCCGCUGGCGUCAAACGGAGAGGCGGGGUACACGGCAGAGCCCACCUCUGAAGGAGACGACGGACAGAUGCAGCGGGUGACGAGCCUGUGACUAGGGCGGUGGUGAUUGGGGCAUAGAUACCAGGGAGGACACGGAAGACGC